AAUACUUCUUCCAUGGUUUAUUUGUGUUUAGAAAAUGCUUCCUGAGCGCCAAUGUGGACUGUAGUCGUUCGGAUGAGUCAGUGGAACCGACCUGAUCAGUAUUCAAAACACUCCACACUCUCAGGAAGUGUAUCUCUCUCUCUCUCUCUCUCUCUCUCUCUCUCCUCUCUCUCUCUCUCUCUCUCUCUCUCUCCCCCUCUCUGAACACGCUCACUCGUUUCCCGGUAUGCACCUGACGUGUGCAUAAACCCACCAAGAAAAAAAAUCCUUCGUUAAAUUCGAGCAGUCGAGAUUUGCUACUGAACAAAGACAAUCACUUCGGUCUGUGAUCCGCCGCGGGAGAAGUUGCGAGCCCUGAGACGCGCGUUGUUCGAAAACUCCUUUCCCCUCCCGUCCUGUGGACGAGGGCGUGUUGUAACCUUGUCUGGGUGCACCACAGUCUGCAGGCAAGACAGCGGGAGAAAGCUCACCACGAGCAUCUUUGCUAUCCUGUAGGGAUAUAACCGAGAGCAACCAAGGAGCAACCUUUCAGAGUAACGUUUAUUUGAACCCGAAUCUGCGGAGACUGUGUGAUGAAUGAAAAUGCAUUGGAAGCCAUUCAGAGAUUAAAAUCCAGACUGGACUGGUUAUUUUAUAAGGAACUGUGGGUAUCUGCUGAAAUUUAGAAGAGUAGAAGGUUGCAUCCACAUUCUGUUGGAAGAUUUCUAUAAGGCAGGUCCAUUGUCCCGGAACCAAGUCUUUACAGAACAGCACAGAGAUAACUGGAUCAUUACAAAGUAACGGUACAAAUAGCAAGAUGAAUGGUGCAAUAGAUCACUCGGACCAGCCAGACCCAGAUGCCAUUAAGAUGUUCGUAGGCCAGAUCCCGCGAUCUUGGUCAGAGAAAGAGCUAAAGGAACUGUUUGAGCCGUACGGAACAGUGUACCAGAUCAACGUCCUCCGAGACCGUAGCCAGAACCCUCCGCAGAGCAAAGGGUGUUGUUUUGUUACAUUUUACACGAGGAAAGCUGCACUUGAGGCUCAGAAUGCCCUGCACAAUAUCAAAACUUUACCGGCGAUGCAUCAUCCUAUUCAAAUGAAACCUGCCGACAGUGAAAAGUCAAAUGCUGUGGAAGACCGGAAGUUGUUCAUUGGGAUGGUUUCGAAAAAGUGCAACGAGAACGACAUUAGGGUAAUGUUCUCAACGUUCGGGCAAAUAGAGGAAUGCAGAAUUCUCCGGGGACCUGAUGGUUUGAGUCGAGGCUGUGCAUUUGUCACGUUUUCUACCAGGGCAAUGGCACAGAAUGCAAUCAAAGCCAUGCACCAGUCUCAGACUAUGGAGGGCUGUUCCUCACCAAUUGUGGUCAAGUUUGCCGACACUCAGAAGGACAAGGAACAAAGGCGCCUACAGCAGCAGCUGGCUCAGCAGAUGCAGCAGCUGAACACAGCUACCUGGGGAAACCUCACUGGGCUCGGAGCCCUGGGGCCACAGUACCUGGCUGUAAGUGGUCAAUGGGGAUCCAAGAACGGUGGCGAAAUUGGAACAAAAGAAGUUUUCGUACCCCAAAACAUGCAUACACUCUUGCAGCAAGCCACCUCCACAAGUAACCUGGGCGCCUUCAGUGGCAUUCAACAGAUGGCCGGAAUGAGUGCCUUGCAGUUACAGAACUUAGCGACCCUAGCAGCUGCUGCAGCCGCCGCACAGAACACAGCAACCACGAACGCCAACCCGCUCUCUGCCGCCACAGGAGCACUUGGUGCGCUGACAAGUCCAGUGCAAUGGGGCAACAGCAGUCAGCAGUCGAUGCCUGUAGCAGGAACAAAUAACUCUGGCACAGGCGCUGCCAUGAAUUCCUUGACCUCCCUGGGAACCCUCCAGGGUCUGGCAGGAGCCACGGUUGGGUUAAAUAACAUUAAUGCACUGGCAGUUGCUCAAAUGCUCUCAGGUAUGGCGGCGCUUAAUGGUGGACUCGGAGCGACGGGCUUGACAAAUGGUUCGGCUGGCACAAUGGACGCCCUGACCCAGGCCUACUCAGGAAUCCAGCAGUACGCAGCAGCUGCACUGCCCACCCUGUACAGCCAGAGCCUGCUGCAGCAGCAGGGUGCCGCGGGCAGCCAGAAGGAGGGUCCAGAAGGUGCAAAUCUGUUUAUUUACCAUCUUCCCCAAGAGUUUGGAGAUCAGGACAUCCUGCAGAUGUUUAUGCCAUUUGGAAAUGUUGUGUCUGCUAAAGUCUUCAUUGACAAACAGACCAAUCUUAGCAAGUGCUUUGGUUUCGUAAGUUAUGACAACCCAGUCUCUGCACAGGCUGCCAUCCAAGCCAUGAAUGGUUUUCAGAUUGGAAUGAAGCGUUUAAAAGUUCAGCUGAAGCGAUCCAAGAACGACAGCAAGCCCUACUGAGUCUAGUGUGGGAGGUUAAUGCUGUUACUUUAGCUUUGUUAGGACAUCUUCAUGCUCGUUAGUUCAUCGUUUGCCUAACAUGUCCCUGUGGCGCCAAAAAAAUUCAAAAAAAAAGCUCAUCGUCCCGUCAUUGUUUCUGAUGUCUUUCUGACCUCACAUCACACUUGGUCCUCCUACUUGACCCCUUUGACCUAGUUUGACUUUGAGAUUUUUUGCAUGUGACCUCAUAUAGUUUUGAAUUCUAAAGAGUUCAAUGUGAAAAGCCUAGCUGCAUUCGUGUUGAGACUGAAAAAGAAAAAAAAUAUUUUAAGAAAGUAAAGCAAGACAAAAAUAUAUAAGAGAGAGAGAAGGAAAUAAAAAAACCUGUGGCGA
Molecule: messenger RNA, 2749 nt
Organism: Mobula hypostoma (lesser devil ray)
Lineage: Eukaryota; Metazoa; Chordata; Chondrichthyes; Myliobatiformes; Myliobatidae
Gene: celf2
Product: cugbp, Elav-like family member 2
Exons: 20
Coding region: 797-2377 (526 amino acids)
Biological process (GO): regulation of alternative mRNA splicing, via spliceosome; mRNA splice site recognition
Cellular component (GO): ribonucleoprotein complex; cytoplasm; nucleus
Molecular function (GO): mRNA 3'-UTR binding
Source: RefSeq, a predicted model, not a curated record